AUGCCUAGCCGCGACUCGGAUCGCCCACCGCCCGACAGGUCGAGGCGCAAAGCGACACCGACACGCUGCCGUGAUGGAGCUGCCGACACCUUCUGGCCGACGCAGCGCGCGACACUCGCCACCCCGUCGGCCAUCAUCAUCUGGUCGAUCUACCCAAGAAGUACGCCACGCGACCACAAGUCAGCCGCCAGUACCGACAGCCGUCGAGCCGCUUUCGACACUCUUCCAAUCCUACCGCCCUGGCCGCCACCAGAUCGCUUCGACAUCUACCGCUCGCAACGACACCGUUUCGGGCGGCGUCCGCACCCCACCACACGCCAGAGCCGAUAUGAGAGACUUCCCUUCGACAUGAGCGACCUUGACUUGCUGCAGAAGGUCAAGAGUCCUACGAGGAGGCAAAGGGAGCGACAAGAACAAGACAUCGUCUACCAGGAGACACCCGCCUUCUGGAUUGACACUCCUCCUAUGCGUCACUCGGGCAACCAAAGUUUCGCUGUCGACCCUCGUACUGACGCCUUCGACCACAUUCCACUCCGGCAUGUCCCCAAAGGCUAUCAUCCCGAACUCGUCGGCGACAUAUCGUACGGGCCUUCCAUCUACGCUACGCGACAGAUGAUGGCCGAUCCAAGCGACGACACUCGGAACAACGUCGGAAACCUUUUUCAGAAACUUGACGUCGAUGAAUGUCAUCGCCUCCUGUCCUCCUCGCUGAUCCGCGGACAAGUGCUCUACAACAUCUUGAGCUCUGCCCUCGAUGCGACACCGCCGAUUUCGGGAUCAUCGACACUCUGUGGGGAAUACUUCGACGAGCUCGCUCAGAAGGAUGCCGCGUACUACAAUGUCCUCCCUCAUGGCACUGGACCUCCACACCAAUCUAAGCAGGAGCUUCAACCGCACCACACCCAAGACGGAAUCACC
Messenger RNA from Mesorhabditis spiculigera, 918 nucleotides. Lineage: Eukaryota; Metazoa; Nematoda; Chromadorea; Rhabditida; Rhabditidae. The record is from the annotation of a GenBank genome assembly.